CUCGCGCGCCUCGGGGUCGGCCCGCCGAGCCACCAUGUCCACUGCCGCCUCCUCCUCCAGUUCCUCUCAGACCCCUCAUCCCCCGCCGCAGAGGAUGCGGCGCAGCGCCGCGGGCUCCCCGCCCGCCGCCGCCGCCGCCGGGAGCGGGAGCGGUGCGGGCGGCGGAGGCGGGGGCUGCGCCCCUGCUGCGGGAGGCGGCCGGCUGCUGCAGCCCAUCCGCGCCACGGUGCCCUACCAGCUGCUGCGGGGCAGCCAGCACAGUCCCACGCGCCCGCCCGCCGCCGCCUCCGCCGCCUCGCUGGGCAGCCUCCCGGGGCCCGCCGCGGCCCGCGGCCCCAGCCCGCCCAGCCCGACGCCGCCGCCGGCCGAGCAGGCGCCGCGGGCCAAGGGCCGCCCGAGACGGUCCCCUGAGAGCCAGCGGAGGAGCAGCUCACCUGAGAGACGGAGCCCCGGCUCGCCCGUGUGCAGAGUGGACAGGCCAAAAUCUCAGCAAGUUCGAACCUCUGCUACAAUAAGGCGAACCUCCUCUUUGGAUACGAUAACAGGACCUUACCUCACAGGACAGUGGCCACGGGAUCCUCAUGUUCACUACCCUUCAUGCAUGAAAGAUAAAGCUACUCAGACACCUAGCUGUUGGGCAGAAGAGGGAACAGAAAAGAGGUCACAUCAGCGUUCUGCAUCAUGGGGAAGUGCUGAUCAACUGAAAGAGCAGAUUGCCAAACUGAGGCAGCAGCUACAACGCAGUAAACAGAGCAGUCGUCACAGUAAGGAGAAAGAUCGGCAGUCACCUCUUCAUGGCAACCAUAUAACAAUCAGUCACACUCAGGCUACUGGAUCAAGGUCAGUCCCCAUGCCACUGUCAAGUAUAUCAGUGCCAAAAUCAUCUAUUUCACGUGUGCCCUGCAAUGUAGAAGGAAUAAGUCCUGAAUUAGAAAAGGUAUUCAUUAAAGAGAAUAAUGGGAAGGAGGAAUUGUCUAAGCCUCUGGACAUACCAGAUGGUCGACGAGCUCCACUCCCUGCUCACUACCGGAGCAGUAGCACUCGCAGCAUUGACACGCAGACUCCUUCUGUCCAGGAGCGCAGCAGCAGCUGCAGCAGUCAUUCACCUUGUGUCUCCCCUUUUUGUCCUCCGGAAUCCCAGGAUGGCAGCCCUUGCUCCACAGAAGACUUGCUCUAUGAUCGUGAUAAAGACAGUGGGAGUAGCUCACCGUUACCCAAGUAUGCUUCAUCUCCCAAACCAAACAACAGCUACAUGUUCAAACGGGAGCCCCCAGAGGGAUGUGAGCGAGUGAAGGUCUUUGAGGAAAUGGCGUCUCGUCAGCCUAUCUCGGCCCCUCUCUUUUCAUGUCCUGACAAAAACAAGGUUAAUUUCAUCCCAACUGGAUCAGCUUUCUGUCCUGUAAAACUUCUAGGCCCUCUCUUACCUGCCUCCGACCUGAUGCUCAAGAACUCUCCUAACUCUGGCCAGAGCUCAGCUCUUGCGACUCUGUCCGUUGAGCAGCUCUCCUCCCGGGUUUCCUUUACAUCCCUUUCAGAGGACACCAGCACAGCAGGCUCCACAGAGGCCUCUGUCCAGCAGCCAUCCCAGCAGCAGCAGCUCCUGCAGGAACUGCAGGGUGAGGAACACAUCUCUGCUCAGAACUAUGUGAUCAUCUAAAGCCACGGGGGAGCCGGCCUCCUCCCCACGUUCUGUGGAUUAGGCCUCUAUCUGCACGGAGUGACAGACUGAACACCACCGCCACCAACAAGGAAACACUUAUCAGCAUCACAAAGUAUCUCUUAACACUGAUCUUGGCAGGGACAGAACUCCUAUUCAGCAGUUUUUUGGAAAGCAGUAAUGCUUGCAAAAUGUGUGUCAUUCAGCAUUUUAAGUGGAGACUAUGCAUUUCAUAGAAUGUUUGACAGAUUAGUACUUUGUCCUGUGUUUUGUUCCAAAUUCUUCAGUAUAAAUAAGCUCUAUAUCAAAAAGUUGCCUGUCUAAAUAGAAAAUGUCUUGCUGUGUUUUGUCCUAUGGAAAAUACUGUACUUCAGGAUUAUGUUUACAAUUGAUCCAGGUGUUUGUUUCUAACUUCUGUAAUACAUACAAUGCAAAAAAAAAAAAAAUGGCCACAACAGUUGCACAGUGCCCACCCUAUGGCCUAGCUUCAGGUACUUCAGUUGAAGUCUAAACUCAGGUAACUUGGAAUGUAUAUCAUAUCGGGAUAUUAAAUAUUUCACAGCUAAAAAGCUAAAGAGGGAACAACACUCUUUUGCCUUUCCUUAUUUUAUGCAUUUCCCUUUCCUCAUUACAUUCCACAUUCUCAGCAUAAGAAGUGCUUUCAACCCUAGAAGAAUGAGAGUCCUGGACUUGAGUGAACAUGAGGAGAACCAGCAAAUCUGUGGUAUGUGACAAGGCUGUGUCAUGUGGUUACAGUACAGACUGUUGCAUUCACUGUUUCUACACGUGUCAGCAUGGCUUCCCCUCCCUCAGGUGUUGCUCAGUAAAUGACUGUUACAUUGUUGGAAAUAAAGUGUUCAGUACUAGAAACAUUCCACAUUGUGUGUGAUGAAAUUGAAACAUGGGAAUGUCUAGCUUUCAUUGUAAAACAAGUGAAGGUUCGUAGGGAAUGGUUGGAUUUUUUUCUUUAUGUUAUUCAGGGUUGUAAUUGCUACCAGCUUACCUAAAGGCAUAUUUAUGUUCAGUUUCUCUUUGAGAAGUUAUUUAAUUCAUAGGUUCAAAAAUGACACACUUUUGGUUAUUGUUUUCUUCAAGCAUUUUAGUUGCAUGAGUUGAGAAUGAGUGGAUUUCCAAACUGCUGCAAGAUAAGAAGGCAGGUUAUUUGGUGACCUAGAAAAGCAGUAGUCUGAAGCAUUCUUACUUAAGCCUCACAUAAGAGUAUCAUGAAUAGUUUUAAGAUUUGGGAUGUGUGAGGAAGACCCUAGGCCCAGAUAAAAGGAGCCUGGAACUUGCAGACUCCAGUUUUCCACAGGGUUGUAAGCAGGCCCUACAUCGAUAAUCCUGACUGGGCAGUUGAGAGUGGGCUGGCAGAUGUUGUUUUCGGCAGCACAAAGAAGGUGUCCAGAAGUUCAGGGAAGCGUAUGCAUUUUUAUUCCAUGGCUUUCAGUUCAGUGAAACCCAGCAUUGUUUCAUCUGCACCUAAAAGCAUAGGGCCCAGUCUUCUUAAAAGUUAGGGGACACGGUGCCUACUGUUACAGGAGCCUUUCAAUUCCCUUCCGUCAUUCCUGGCUUUUCUUUGUUUUGUGUACUUCCUAAGGAUGGUGAAGAAGGAUGGAGGGGAUAGAAAGGGAAGCAACACCAUUGAUUUUUUUAAAAGAGAUAUGUGUAUGUGUGUGUACACCCGUGUAUAUUCUGUGUAUUAUUUUGUCAUGAUGGCAAUUCUCUUCUCUCCACCAAAGUUUGCAGUAAUAUACUCUCCUGAAGGUGCAUCCAGGCUCCUUUCCAUUAGUCAGUGUUACAUUGUAGGAGACUGUCAUGGAGAAAAGGACUCAGUUUACUUUUGCCAUUUUUCACAGGGGAAACUUUUAAAACAAUCUUUUCAACAGCAGACACCUUUAACCCUAAUAAUCUCAGGCCUUGAUGAAAAUACUAUAUUUUGUAGAUUAUGGUUAAAGGGAGAAAAUUCCUAGUUCCGUAAGAUAAAUAUGAGCUCCAUUUAACUUCUGAUGUCUGGUUCAGCAUUACCUAAUCUAUUGAUCUUGUGCUCUGCUUUUGUCCAAAUAAGAUGCAAUAGUAUCAAUUUCAGAAAAAUGAACUGAAUAUGCUUUUUUUGGUAAUGAAAUCUGAUGUACGAUAUUUAUAGUGACAUGUGUUUUUAUUUUCUCAUGAAAAACUAAAUAUUAAUUGUGUUGUACAUUUGCUCUUAGCAUAUAUUAAAGUUUUGAACCAAAUGUGUUAAAGCUUAUGCUUUGCCAUGUAAAUUUCCCAGAAGUUGUUGAGCUCAGAUGUAUCCUACAUCCUGCUGUAGAAAUUUGUCAGAAAUUGUUUAAAUUUUGUAUAUAGUUGUACUGUUUAAUUCUAGCCACUGCGCUGAACAGUAUUGAGUUAUCAGACAAUAUGGCUUUACACAAGGAAAUGUGUGGCUUCUGUUUUGUAUUUUUUCAGUAUAGAAGUUCCUGUGUCUUAUUUAAAUAAAGUUAUUAAUAA
Messenger RNA from Lepus europaeus (European hare), 4144 nucleotides. It is a transcript of the gene GLCCI1, whose product is annotated as glucocorticoid induced 1. Gene Ontology annotation, cellular component: cytoplasm. Bases 35 to 1657 code for a protein of 540 amino acids. Lineage: Eukaryota; Metazoa; Chordata; Mammalia; Lagomorpha; Leporidae. The transcript is spliced from 8 exons. The record is from RefSeq and is a predicted model, not a curated record.